Messenger RNA from Eptesicus fuscus (big brown bat), 3999 nucleotides. RefSeq names its product solute carrier organic anion transporter family member 2A1 (gene SLCO2A1). Gene Ontology annotation, molecular function: protein binding; prostaglandin transmembrane transporter activity. Lineage: Eukaryota; Metazoa; Chordata; Mammalia; Chiroptera; Vespertilionidae. The record is from RefSeq and is a predicted model, not a curated record. Gene Ontology annotation, biological process: transmembrane transport; prostaglandin transport; sodium-independent organic anion transport. Gene Ontology annotation, cellular component: membrane. The transcript has 14 exons. Bases 211 to 2139 code for a protein of 642 amino acids.
CGCGCACUCCCUCGCUCAGUCCCCGCGCCGCGCGCCUCCUCCGGCCACCGCCGCCGCACCGGCCCGACGCCUAGCCCGACGCCUAGCCCUUGCUCUGCCGGCCUCCCGCCCCGGGCCCUGCCGCCGCCGCCCUGACCGGGCCAGAGGGGACGCCGCCCAGCGCCGCUGCUGUCGUCCGGCACCGCGCCCGCCCCGUCGUUGCUCGCCACCAUGGGGCUCCUGCCCAAGCCAGGCGCGCGACAGGGCAGCGGCGCCUCCUCGGGCUCAGCCGGCCGCUGUUCCCGCUCCUUCUUCGGCAACAUUAAGGUGUUCGUGCUCUGCCAUGGCCUCCUGCAGCUCUCCCAGCUCCUGUACAGCGCCUACUUCAAGAGCAGCCUCACCACCAUCGAGAAGCGCUUUGGCCUCUCCAGUUCUUCCUCGGGUCUCAUUUCCAGCCUGAAUGAGAUCAGCAACGCCAUCCUCAUCAUCUUCGUCAGCUACUUUGGCAGCCGGGUGCACCGUCCACGGCUGAUUGGCGUUGGGGGUCUCCUCCUAGCUUCGGGUGCCUUCGUCCUCACCCUCCCACACUUCCUCUCAGAUCCCUACCAGUACACCGUGGCCAGCAUCGGGAACAGCAGCCUCCUCCACACCGAGCUCUGUCAGAAGCAUUGGCAGGACCUGCCGCCCAGUAAGUGCCACAGCAGCACCCAGGACACCCAGAAGGAGACCAGCAGCAUGUGGGGUCUCAUGGUGUUCGCCCAGCUGCUGGCAGGCAUUGGGACAGUGCCCAUUCAGCCGUUUGGGAUCUCCUACGUGGACGACUUCUCGGAGCCCAACAACUCGCCCCUGUACAUCUCCAUCUUAUUUGCCAUCUCCGUAUUUGGACCGGCUUUUGGGUACCUGCUGGGCUCUGUCGUGCUGCAGAUCUUUGUGGACUAUGGCAGGGUGGACACAGAGUUAAUUAACUUGAGCCCUGGAGACCCCCGCUGGAUUGGAGCCUGGUGGCUGGGCCUGCUCAUUUCCUCGGCCUUCUUGGUUUUCACCUCCUUCCCCUUUUUCUUCUUUCCUCGCACAAUGACCAGAGGAGUGGAGACGUCUCCUGCCAUGACGGACGAGGCAGUGAAGAUGACAGUCAAGCCAAGAAGCUCUCUGGUGGAUUUCAUUAAACGGUUUCCCCGCAUCUUCCUGAAGCUCCUCAUGAACCCUCUUUUCAUGCUGGUGGUCCUGGCUCAGUGCACCUUCUCCUCCGUCAUCGCCGGCCUCUCCACAUUCCUCAACAAGUUCCUGGAGAAGCAGUAUGGUGCCUCCACGGCCUAUGCCAACUUCCUCAUCGGUGCUGUGAACCUCCCCGCCGCGGCCUUGGGGAUGCUGUUUGGAGGAAUCCUCAUGAAGCGUUUUGUUUUCUCUCUGCAAACCAUUCCCCGCGUGACUGCCACCAUCAUGACCAUCUCCAUUAUCCUCUGUAUCCCUCUCUUCUUCAUGGGAUGCUCCACCCCAAUCGUGGCGGAGGUGUACCCACCUAGCACAUCAAGUUCUAUACACCCACAGCCUCCUGCCUGCCGCAGGGACUGCUCGUGCCCGGACUCCAUCUUCUACCCGGUCUGUGGAGACAAUGGGGUAGAGUACCUCUCCCCGUGCCACGCGGGCUGCAGCCACAUCAACGUCAGCUCCGUAGCCUCCAAGCAACGGAUCUAUUUGAACUGCAGCUGUGUGACCGGGGGAUCUGCUUCAGCAAAGACAGGAUCGUGCCCCAACCCCUGCGCCGACUUCCUGCACUCGACCAUCUUCCUCAUCUCCUUCGUGUCCCUCAUCGCCUGCAUCUCCCACAAUCCCCUCUACAUGAUGGUUCUGCGUGUGGUGAACCAGGAAGAAAAGUCGUUUGCCAUUGGGGUACAGUUCUUGCUGAUGCGCCUGCUGGCCUGGCUGCCCUCUCCAGCCCUCUACGGCCUCACCAUCGACUACUCCUGCAUCCGGUGGAACUCACAGUGCUCAGGGCGGCGAGGGGCCUGCGCCUACUACAACAACGACGUUCUCCGAAACAGGUACCUGGGCCUGCAGGUGGGCUACAAGGUGCUGGGCACGCUGCUGCUCUUCUUCGUCAGCUGGCGGGUGAAGAAGAACAAGGAGUACAACGUGCAGAAGGCCGCGGGCCUCAUCUGAGCCUUGGCCCUGGGCCCGGCACCUCCGGCUCCAGAGCGUGGACCUGCCCUUCCAUGCCUGCCUGUAUUUACUCAUGUUAAUAUGUCAUUUCCUUUCUGUGUUUUAAAUAAGAAGACAACCCCAGGCACCAUUUGCCUUCCCUGCCUCCUCCCAAAGGCUCCCCACUCAGGCUUACUGUGCUCCUGGGCUGGGUGGGCACAGAGCUGCAGGGCGGGGUCUUCACUGGCUCCUCGGGAGGGACCCACAUCCCACGUGCUCCUCAGUGCUGGGUCCUCCAGAGAGGAUGCCCCCGAGGCAGCCCUGACCAGUCCUGUGGGGAGUGUGGGGGAGGGGGAGGGUCCUAACUGGAGAAAGAAAAGGGGUAUCUACCCAGAGAAAGGAGGGUGUGGGCUGAGUGGGCUAGGAGAUGGGGGAGCCUGGCUGUAAGCCCGUUUUACAUCUGGGUUCAGCAUCAGCACAGAACCCAAGAGGGGCCGGCUCCCCUGCUCUCAGACUUUCCUUCCGGCCCCAAGAGGCCAUUUGGGAGCUGCCACGGUGGGAAGGUCAGCCAGCUGGUCCCCUCCAGGUACCACACUCAGGCACUAGAGCAGGGACCAAGACCCGAGGAUAGGUCAUCCAGAUACUGUUCACAUUAAUUCUAGGCCCUUCUGUACCUGGGCCUGGGCCUGUUUGUCUCUGUCUUUCUCGGGGGGAUAUUUCAAACUACGAAAGCCACACCACAGUGAAGACCCGAGGAAGGCUGUGAAAUGGUCCUGCUGCCCAGCCUCCCACCCCCACAGUGUGGGGACAAGACCCCUCAUCUCAGAGUGAUGGGAAGACCCUCUGCCUGUUUCCCUGGGAGCGGAUGAGGCAGCUUCCCGCGGGGCUUCCCUGUCCGAACUUCAGAUGCCACAGAAUAAGGAGAGGCAGCCCAGGAUGACAGCAAAGCAGGUGACAAAGCUGAGGGAAGGUCCAAAGCUGCCAAGCUGGAUGAUGAGCUGCAGCCCACAAAACAGAGGCUGGCGAGGUUGACUUUCGUGGUUUCACACACACUGGUUUUCAUCUAUGUUUUCUCGCCUCAUCUCACUGUCUCCGGAGGUGGCGCCCUCUAUGGCCAGAGUCGAUACUGCAGCCGUGCGGUAGAGGUUCACAGUUAGAGCCAACAAAGGAGGCCUUCCAUCCACAAAUAUAUUUAUUGGACUUUGUGCAGGGCAUUGUUAGUACAGGGCUCUCCACUGAGCAUCACUGCGACCCCACCUGCCCCCUCUCCAUCGACACGAGGGCCUCCUCCCAGAGUGUGCAGCGGGGGGAACGGGGAAGGCGCAGCAAAAAUCCGGAGAUAACAGGAUCUUGGCCGUCCCUGGUGCCCAGACUGACCCUGCACCUGUCCAUUUGCCAGGCAGAGGCCUGGCUGCACCGUGUCCUCCGGGGUGGCUGGGCUCUGGUCACUGCCACAUGUGCAUCUCUUGAGGCCACUCCUCGUGGAAGACUCUUCCAGAAACAUAUCAGAAGCGACCUCUGCAAAGGCCAAAACAUUGUGUCAAUGGCCAGACUGCCAGGAGACUGAACUUGGUGAAAGCCAUGAUCACAGCAGCCUUAUUUCCAAAGCCACCAGCCUUAUUUCCAAAGACCUCACUCAGGAAGGGGGGCUCCGUACAACCUCAGGGGCCAGGUUCAGCAUUUAAAAUGGUCCUGCUUGGAAAAUGAUUCCCUGCAACUAACCCUGGUCUUUCUUGCUGUCAUUUAAAUUCUGAAGGCACUGCCUCCCGCUGAGUUCAUGAGCGGUGGAUGCCAACCUUCAGAUUCUGGAAGAUCAGUUGCCUUCCCGAGCCUUUAUUCUAUUGUGAUGUUGCUAUUAAUAUAUUAUAGUUUUGCUAUUGA